Messenger RNA from Caenorhabditis elegans, 1090 nucleotides. It is a transcript of the gene sri-28, whose product is annotated as Serpentine Receptor, class H. The record is from RefSeq and is marked reviewed. Lineage: Eukaryota; Metazoa; Nematoda; Chromadorea; Rhabditida; Rhabditidae. The transcript has 6 exons. Bases 1 to 1008 code for a protein of 335 amino acids.
AUGUCCAACCCGUUGAAUAUCGAUUUUGAAGUUCCCUUCCACAUGAUCUACCACUUCUACACCACUGGCACUAUCGCCGUGUGUCUUAAUAUUCUGGUUAUCUACCUGAUAUUGUUCCAUAGUGGAAAACUAGACUCUUUCAGGUUUUAUUUGUUGGCUUUUCAGAUAGCGUGUACAUCUUCCGACGUGAAUAUUGCGUUCCUCAUUCAGCCUGUCGGGUUAUUUCCGAUUUGUGGAGGGUAUGGCUAUGGGAUCCUGGCACGAUGGUUCCACUGGAGCUCUCAUACUCUUAUGACACUGUUCACAUUAUUCAUAAGCAUUCAAAUUCAAGUGCUGACAAUUUGCUUCCUACGAAAGCACGAGGCCAUUAUGAACCUUAAAUCUACUGUGAAAUCCAAUAAUUACUGGAUUUACAUACUAACCUACAUAUUUUGCCUAUCAUUCUCCUGCCUUAUAUCUUUCUCAAUUUUCAUCGCAGACGCUACCAAGGAAGAUCAGUAUAAGGAACUGCAGGAGCACUACCCGGAGUACGUGGACAAAUUCCGGGAGCUUCCAGAAUUUGUGGUCUACGUGAUAAACUGGCGGAUGAAGGUGUUCUUUGUGCUGACUGGGUUUGCAACGCUGAAGACUACAGUGAUGGUAUCCUUCCUAGUUCUUAGGAUGUUCAAUGCUCUGUCAGCUGUGAAGAGUCGUCUGUCGAAGAAUACAAUAGCAAAGCAUAAGAUUACGCUGAGGAGCUUGGUCAUGCAGUUCAUGGUGACCCCGAUCUCCUACGUCCCAGCGUUCAUGCUUCUUGUGGUAACGCUAUUCCCAACUGAAUACUCACAACAGAUCUCCUGGUACUCUAUGAUGAUCGCCACUAUGCACUCGAUUCUUAAUUCUCUUGUGGUGAUAACGACGUAUCCAGAGUUCCGGAAGACGUUGAUGUUCUGGGGCAAAGAUUCAAGGAGCACUAAUCCUAUUCUUAUUACUUCAAUGAUCCCGUCGGUGUCUCACCGGACUUCGUAGGCGAGUAAGGAUGUGGAGACGUGCCUGCCAACCACAAAAGCCUAUUUUAAACUCAAUGAUCUUUAUAAAAAAUUCAACAUCA